GGUGGAGAGACAUCCUAGAAUUUCCCCCCUCCUCCACUGUUUCGGACUUCGCAAUCUAAGUCCAACACCCACAUAUUCAUUUCAGGAAGAUGCAAGUUGGACCGGCACAGAGCCAGAGACAGAGACACUUGAUUACCGAAGCAAGAAGAGUAGCAACGCCACAGACAAACUGACAUGUUUUGAUAUCGUAACUCUUUGGGAAUGCCUCUUUAAAACUUGAUUGUAUCGACGCAUUGCAUUCUAUGUAACUCGUACUACCCCGUCUGGACUGUAUGAUGGACUGGACGGUUAGCAGUCGGGCCCUAUUGUGGUGCAUUUUCACGUUAAUGUGUAGUAUUGACCCACUUCAAAUGAGUUUCUGCCGCGCCAGCACCGUCUCCCUCCCCGAAAGCCUGCUCUUUGUGUCCACCCUGGAUGGGAACCUACACGCCGUCAGCAAGAAAUCAGGCUCUAUCAAAUGGACGCUGAAAGAGGAUCCUGUUCUGCAGGUUCCAACGCAUGUGGCGGAGCCAGCUUUUCUGCCUGACCCUAACGAUGGCAGCCUGUACUCUCUAGGAGGGAAGAACAACGAGGGACUGACUAAACUGCCUUUCACCAUACCUGAGCUGGUCCAGGCGUCACCCUGCCGCAGCUCUGACGGGAUCAUCUACAUGGGUAAGAAGCAGGACCUGUGGUACGUGGUGGACCUGUUGACAGGGGAGAAGCAGCAGACCCUCACUUCCUCCUUUGCUGAGAUGCUGUGUCCCUCCUCCUCCCUGCUCUACCUGGGACGCACAGAGUACACUAUCACCAUGUACGACACCAAGAGUAGAGAGCUCCGCUGGAAUGCCACCUACUUCGACUACGCCUCCACGCUGCCUGACGACGACACCAGAUACAAGAUGGCCCACUUUGUCUCUAAUGGUGACGGGCUGGUGGUGACAGUGGACAGUGAGUCGGGUGACGUCCAGUGGAUCCAGAAUUACAACUCCCCCGUGGUGGCCAUGUACAUAUGGCAGCGCGAGGGCCUGCGCAAGGUGCCGCUCACAAAUGUCGCUGUGGAAACGCUGCGCUACCUCACCUUCAUGUCAGGCGAGGUGGGCCGCAUCACACAGUGGAAGUAUCCCUUCCCCAAGGAGAAGAAGCCCAAAAAUAAGCUCAUGGCCACACUCUACGUAGGCAAGUACUCCACCAGCCUGUACGCAUCGCCCUCCCUGGUGCAUGAUGGGGUCACGGUCGUGCCCCGUGGCAGCACCUUCCCCAUGCUGGAGGGUCCUAACAGCCAGGAGGUAACAAUGGAGGAGGAGUGUGUGAUCACCCCCAGGACCAGCGUCAAAUUCAACUCUGCCCUGAGGGAACGCAACCGCAUCAACUUCAUGAGGAACCACCUGCUCCUCAUAGGUCAUCAUGAGACGCCUCCUGAUGCCCAUAACAAGAUCCUGGAGAAGUUCCCUGACAGUAUCCCACGCCAGCAGAGCAAUGUCAUCCCCCCCACCACAGAGAAGACCCUAGAGGAGAAGGUGAAUGAGAGUGACAUGGGAGAAGGCCCCACUGUGGGCCCCAGCCCCCCGGCGGUCACCUCCAUCCAGGAGCAGCCGGGGCGAACCUCACAGGUGAGGGUGGAGGCCCCUGUGGACUCUAUGCUUAAAGACAUGGCCACCAUCAUUUUCAGCACCUUCCUCCUGGCUGGCUGGGUAGCCUUCAUCAUCAUCUACCCCAAGAGUGUUCACAAACAGCAGCAGCUGCAGCAUGAACAGUUCCAGAGGCAGUUGGAUGAGCGGCUGGAUCUCUUGAGGAGACAGCCGUUCUCUCCCCCAGGGACCGACUUGCCCCUGCUGGCCCCGGACGCUGACUCAGACCACAGCAGUCCCAACGGCACCCCCAACAUCACCCCCCGUGCAUCCAACCACUCCAACCUGUCUGUGCCCGAGCUGGGCAGCUCCGCCAACGAGGACGGAGAUGAGGACCCCAACAUGGUCAGAGUUGGAAAGAUAAUGUUCCGUCCCAAAAAUGUUUUGGGACAUGGUGCAGAGGGAACCAUCGUGUAUAAGGGUCAGUUUGACAACCGUGCCGUGGCAGUCAAGAGGAUCCUCCCAGAAUGCUUCAGCUUUGCUGACCGUGAGGUGGACCUGCUGCGCGAGUCGGACGAGCACCCCAACGUCAUCCGUUACUUCUGCACAGAGAGGGACCGCCAGUUCCAGUACAUCGCCAUAGAGCUGUGUGCCGCCUCACUGCAAGAGUAUGUGGAGAGACAGGAUUUUGAUCGGCAUGGACUGGAGCCUGUGAUGCUGCUGCAGCAGACCAUGUCAGGACUGGCACACCUGCACUCCCUCAAUAUAGUGCACAGAGACCUGAAGCCCCACAACAUCCUGGUGUCCAUGCCCAACGCCCACGGUCGGGCGCGGGCCAUGAUCUCCGACUUUGGCCUGUGUAAGAAGCUGGCGGUGGGCCGACACAGCUUCAGCAGGAGGUCCGGGGUGCCCGGGACCGAGGGGUGGAUCGCCCCAGAGGUCCUCAGUGAGGACUGCAAGGACAACCCUACGUGCACGGUGGACAUCUUCUCUGCAGGCUGUGUGUUCUACUAUGUUGUGUCCUGGGGAUGUCAUCCCUUUGGCAAGUCUCUGCAGAGGCAAGCCAACAUACUGCUGGGAGCCUACAGCCUGGACCAGCUACAGCCCCACAAACAUGAGGACAUCGUGGCCAUAGACCUGAUAGAACAGAUGCUGAGCAUGGAGCCCCAGAGGAGGCCUUCUGCUGAGAGCGUGCUCAAACACCCCUUCUUCUGGAGCCUGGAGAAACAGCUGCAGUUCUUCCAGGACUUGAGUGACAGGAUAGAGAAGGAGCCGCUGGACGGACCAAUCGUAAGACAGUUGGAGCGAGGGGGGCGGGCCGUGGUGAAGCUGGACUGGAGGGAACACAUCACAGUGCCUCUACAGACCGACCUACGCAAAUUCCGGUCGUAUAAAGGAGGGUCUGUCAGAGAUCUUCUCCGUGCCAUGAGAAACAAGAAGCACCAUUACAGGGAGUUACCAGCUGAGGUCCAGGAGACUCUGGGCUCCAUCCCUGAUGACUUUGUCUCCUACUUCACUUCCCGCUUCCCCCACCUGCUGUGCCACACCUACCUGGCCAUGCGCACCUGUGCCCACGAGAGGUCAUUCCUUCCCUACUACUCCAGCUCAGAGCAGCUCUCCUGGAUACGGACUCCCUACACACACCCCGAGACCACCCCCCCGCUGCAGACACACACGUCGCAGCCAGAGGAACCCACACCGUCAAACACAGUACCCUCACAGCCUGAGGUGUCAAACACAAUUCCAUCCACAGACCCCAUACAGUCAGUGACCGUAUCAGACUCUACACCCAUACAGUCACUGUCAAUCACAACAACCCCCCCACAGUCAGUGCCAACCACAGUACCAGCAGAGCCAGUAUCAUCCACAUCAUUACCAGUCCAACCAGUACUGCCUACAUCACCCUCAUCCACACUGCCAGACCUGCCUCCACAGACAGUGUUGCCCUCAGAACCCCCCACACAGUCAGAAACCCCCCCUUACAGAUCCCAUCCCACCUGAGCCACACAUACUGCCAGUGCCACAUCCAGCCACACCGGACACAGAGCCUGCCUGAGAGCCGAUGAGGGGUGGUGGAUGAGUGCUGCACAGAGGAGCAUUGCCUUACGAGUGGACACAUACUGGUGCUCUGUUGCUCUGUCCUGUGCUGGUGAGGACCAGGCCUGCAGUGCCUGGGAGCUGCCGACAGGGGGGAGCAGCAGCCCAAACCAAGUGCCUUUCCUGCUCGACUGAGACAAAAUGGCUCUGAAUGGAAUCGUCCCAAUGUCCCUCGAAGCAUCAAGAAGCCAGGGCUGAAAUGAACUAGUGGGGGCUGUAAUGUGUAGUACAGAGAGAAUCUGUUUUAUUUGCAAUGGAGUCCCUCCUAAUGUCAAGUAUUGUGAGGUAUUCAAGUAUUGUUGGGCACAAAAUACUUGGCAAAGCAAGGGAGGAAUUCUUCUGUUGAUGUUGUUGAAAGACAAGUUGACAAUGGUAGUUUUACUGUGGAAUCUUAUUUCUCUUAAUGAGCCUAUUCACUGUAAAGAGGUGUAUAUUAUUGUAUAGGUGAUGACUUGAUAAUGACUAUCGUUGAAAAUCAUGGGAUGUGGCCAUUGUGCCUUUCUAAAUAACACUGUGUUAUGUAAGUGAGCUCUGUGAGGGUAGAUGUCUGGAAUAGUUUUGCUUGCUGCUGCAGAUGCUGCUUGUCUCUUGAAUCAAUACUAUUUCAGUGCCUGUCUUCCUGUGCAGGUGAGGGCAGAUAGUCCAAAGGGUGUUUGAACUAAACACUGGUAAAAGCAUAAUGUGUUUAUCUUUUCUACUUUUAACUCUGAUAGCUUUGUGCUGUACAUAAGGCACAAGGCAAUAUGUGAUCUGAUUGUGUUUUUAUUGCAGGACAUCACCCAAAGUCUUGUUUGCUUGACCUCUGACACACGAGGCCUUUACUAAAACUGGUUCAGCUACAAGUCAUGACAGGAUGAUUACAGAAAACAUUCACUUCACAUUCUGGUUUUUGCUGUCUGAGGAAUGGUGUUUUCUCUCAUCCUAGCUUUGAUGAAUGAUGAUCCAAUGCAACAUGUUUUAUUCAAUCAUAUUGUCUGUAUAAUGAUUGGCAGUUAAAUAGGUCUUCAUUUAUUACAUGAAUUAACUGUUAGUUUGUUAAUAUUUUAUUUUUUAAGUGGAAUACAUUUACUUCAGGUUUAUUUUGUACUGUUCAUUGUACAUCAAAAACCCCAAGAAUGUACAGUAUUUUGUCUAAUGCAAGCUGUUUAAAAUUAAGUGAAGAGUGUUUUGUGCAAAAGUGAACAGUAAAUCUUUUGCAGUCUCGCCUGACGAUGCCUUUUACUGUUAAGAUUUCAUUUCUAACAUGCCAUCCUGAAUGCAAGAAUAGUUUGUUUUAUGAUAUUCCUUUUUCAGUUUUGCAUUUGUCUCCUUUUGCCAACAUGUCUGCCAUUGUUGGAGUGAAAAUGCCAAAUUAAAUCAGCAUUAAUAUCUGUUACUGUGUUAGUUUGCAGAUAUUUUGAGCUUGUGGAACUAAUGCUGCAUUUAUAACCAAGUGGGAAGGUGGUAUUUACCAUAUACCAACUGGGAAAAUCCACUUGAACGCACCUACAACUUCUAAUUACUAGUGGGAAACUCAUCGAUCAUCCCUGAUCUCGGCUUCUCCCACAUGCUGACCUCUGACAACACCUACGAAGGAAGAGACUUCACCAACAGCAGUUUCGUCAGUUAAAUGUAGCACAACAUUUAUAAAAAGCAAUCUAUUAACAUUUUUUAACUUGAAUUUGUUAACAACCAUGAAAGCUGUACUUUUAGUUGGUGAAUUAUGAUUUGGUGUAACAAUGUAUACAGACCCUUUUCUAUGCAACAGCCUCCUAUGUGUGUUUACCUGAUUUAGAUGUCCGUGUAUAUGAAUCCUUCUUUUGUCCCUCCUUUAGAAGCACCAUUACAGGAAGUUACCAGCUGAGGUCCAGGAGACUGGGCUCCAUCCCUGAUGACUUUGUCACCUACUUCACCUCCCGCUCCACACCUACCUGGCCACACCUACCUGGCCAAUAUUUUAUUUAUUUAUUGCAGGGCGUCAGCCAAAGUCUUGUUUGCUUGAUCUCUUGACACACUAGGCAUAACUAAAACUUGUUUGGCUACAAGUCAUGAUAAGAUGAUUACAAUGUAUUCCCUUUACAUUCCGGGUUAUGGGCUUGAGUUUCUUUGUCCAUUCUUUGAUGGAGGAAUUAUAUUUAUUUUCUCUCGUCUCAUAUUCCUUAACAAGGAUCCAGUGAAACAUGUUUUAUUCCAUCACAUCCAUUGUCCGUGAAUAACAGAUUAAUAUGUAUUACAUUUAACUGUAAUAGUCUAAUAUUUUAUUUAUUUUGUAAGCUGUUUUUAUGUACUGGCCAUACUACACAGUUUCAAAAUUGUCUCAUUUUGCAUUGCCAACGAAUAUGCAGCUGUUUUAUGUGAAAAAGCCAAAUAAAUCACCGUUAUAUUUGUGCCUUUUGAACUUUA
This is a messenger RNA of Oncorhynchus gorbuscha (pink salmon), 6029 nucleotides long. RefSeq names its product endoplasmic reticulum to nucleus signaling 1 (gene ern1). The coding region runs from base 273 to 3551 and encodes 1092 amino acids. Gene Ontology annotation, molecular function: ATP binding; RNA endonuclease activity; protein serine/threonine kinase activity. Gene Ontology annotation, cellular component: IRE1-TRAF2-ASK1 complex. NCBI's taxonomy places the organism in Eukaryota, Metazoa, Chordata, Actinopteri, Salmoniformes, Salmonidae. The transcript has 22 exons. Gene Ontology annotation, biological process: protein phosphorylation; intrinsic apoptotic signaling pathway in response to endoplasmic reticulum stress; IRE1-mediated unfolded protein response. The record is from RefSeq and is a predicted model, not a curated record.